AUCAAUUAUAUCAAUAAACUUAAACUUCCUCCUACAUACAACGAAUUAAAGGGACGAGUUAAUAACAAAUCUACAAAUGUUCACACUUAUUCUGUGUACUUUAAACGAUUCGAGAGAAGAUGGCAACAGAUGCUGGUCUAAUUAUUGCUGUUCUUGUACUGCUACUAGUUAUAGGCCUUGGUUUAUUCGGGGCAUUCCUGUGUUGGAAACUCCGUGAACAUCAUUCAAGCAUAAGCAAUCUGCAGGACCAAUUGGAAAAAUUGCAAGAUUAUGAUAAUCAUAGAAUAAUCGAUUUAGAAAAACAAAUAAAAUUAUUAAAAGCGAGCAUUCAAGCUGACAAAGGAGAAUCUUCAGAAAUUGUGGAUGAAACAGUUACUUUUAGACAAAAGAACAUAAGCAAUGACGACAUACACGUGGACGUUGAAAAUAUUUUACCGAACAAUCCACAGCAUCGGGACCAUUUAAUCAAACCAUCAAUGGUCAUCAAAAUUGGAAAAGAUAUCACAAAUGCCCACGGAAAUGUUCAACUGGAUUCUCAAGUUGUUGCAAUUGCUCAGAAUAAUUACAAACAUAAAACAAAAUCAAAACAACUGGUUGGAAUCGAUGACAUGGACAUUGUUCUCAAACAGGGAGAUAAGUCUUUUAUGUCCGAGACAACACGGCGACAAACUAUUUAUGAAGGGAGGCCAACCUCUGUACUUAUAAACGAGUCUAUUUUUCACGAGGAACAAGGACAUUCUGAAAAAGGUAUCUUUGUGCAUAAAACUUUAGGUAAAUCAGGAGGCGUUCUUCAGGUAUUGGGAAUAAAGCUCGUGAUUCCAAGUGAUGCUCUAACAGAAGAUACACAACUUACUGUAGGAGUAACUUGGGAUGCAUCUAUUUAUCCAUCACUUACUAAACAAAGUUCUUUAUUGAGUCCAGUAGUCGUUUGCCAACCUGCAGUUAAGUUCCGUAAGCCUGCAAUUUUAACAUUUCCUCAUUGUGCUGUUAAUGAAAAGGAAAACUGGAUGCUCAAAGUAUUGAACAGAGAAAAUGAUUUCCAUUGUAAGAAUUGUGAAUGGAGAGAUCUCCAAGAAGAGAAUGCUGGUGACAUUGAUAUAAGCGACAAUAAAGCAGUAUUAAAAUUAGGACAUUUUACGCUAUAUGCAGUUGUUGGAGAAAGCUUGGAAGGAAAAACAGCCGCGAAGGCAGUGAACCUUUUAGCCUUUACGUCUCCUUUACAAAGAGAUAAAAUGUUCACUGUGCGAAUGUAUUGCAUCAAUAACUAUGAUGAAAUGAAGGACAUUAAAAGGGAGACAGUAAAGCUUAAUGAGAAACAAGCUGAUGUUCUGCAGCCAUUUUUUAUUCAUGAUAAUGGUGAGGAUGUGACUGUAAGCUUAAUAAAUGUUUCAAAGGGAUGGAAAACUGAUGGUGGAAAAUCUCAGAAUAUUGAUUUCGAAUGCAUGUGGCAUUGUUUGUCACCAUCCUGCAAGUUUCUUUUUCAUCCUGAGACAUCUGUUAGCAAAAUAGUCUGCGAUUUCAACUACAACCAACAUCCAUCAACAAAGGUGCGAAGUCUUAAAGUUGCACAGGAACAAAUACAGUUUUCACCUCUUGCUCUGAAGGAAAACGUAGGACCAGAGCAUAAACUGCUUCAAAAAAUGAUUUUAAAAUUAGAUCCAAAAUCAGACAAUGAUUACAGAAUACUGGCAGAGAAAAUUGGUUACACAUAUGAACAAAUAAAAUGGUUAGAAACACAAGACAGUCCUACAGAAAUACUACUAGACAAAUGGAUCAGUGGUGGAAAACAUGUUUCAGAAUUGAAAGAUCAUUUGUCAGACAUUGGACGACUUGAUGUUCUUUCAGAGAUUGAAGAAUAUGAAAGCAGUGGUUCUAUCGCCUAAAUAAUAAUCAUUUCGUGAGAUACUAGUGGUUAUAUCGCCUAAGUAAUCAUUACGUUAAAUAGGUUUCAACUGUUGUAUAUGAAAUCAUUAUAUAUAAUAUCUUUUUUUUUAAAUCCUACUAAUUUUUAGCAUGGAAACUUUAAAAAGAAAUCCGGCAAGGCAUGUAAACAUAUUUAAAAUCUUUGAAUAUUGUUUUAAUCGGUACUAACAUAUAUUUUGUUAUCAAUAAAUUAAAACAUAAAUAAAUAUG
Molecule: messenger RNA, 2133 nt
Organism: Mytilus californianus (California mussel)
Lineage: Eukaryota; Metazoa; Mollusca; Bivalvia; Mytilida; Mytilidae
Product: netrin receptor UNC5C-like
Exons: 5
Coding region: 120-1883 (587 amino acids)
Biological process (GO): netrin-activated signaling pathway
Cellular component (GO): membrane
Molecular function (GO): netrin receptor activity; protein binding
Source: RefSeq, a predicted model, not a curated record